This is a messenger RNA of Maniola jurtina (meadow brown), 2550 nucleotides long. Its product is annotated as putative sodium-dependent multivitamin transporter. Gene Ontology annotation, cellular component: membrane. The record is from RefSeq and is a predicted model, not a curated record. Gene Ontology annotation, molecular function: symporter activity. Gene Ontology annotation, biological process: transmembrane transport; sodium ion transport. Lineage: Eukaryota; Metazoa; Arthropoda; Insecta; Lepidoptera; Nymphalidae. The transcript is spliced from 10 exons. The coding region runs from base 469 to 2169 and encodes 566 amino acids.
AUAACCUCAAAACAUUUAUAGUUAGAGGUUAUACGUACCUAAAUUAUUUAAUUAAACAUGCAAACAAAUGAACAUUGGUCCGUACGAACGUCAUUCCGAUGGGGGGGCUUCGCUGGAAGAGACAUUUUAUAUAAUAAUUUAUACUCUUUGUGCCUUAAUAAAAAUAUUAGUACCUACUUACUUGCUUACUUACUUAGAUAAUAAUUAUGUGUUAGUGAAAAAGUUAUACUUAUAUUACAAAAACUAAAAAGUUUAUUAUAUUUUUUAUAAAAUGGUUUAGUGACGAGAAACACUAACAAAAUAUUAUUCUGUAAUAGUGUUGAGUAAAAAAUUAUAAUGCAGCAACGACAUGAAAAAUAUAAAAAGUAGGACAUAAUAAUUGCCACCCGGUCAAAAAUCACGGCCGAGUGACCUACCUAUAGUCCAAAUUUUGUAUCAAUCUACCAACGUAUUUAAAACUAGGCAAAUAUGGCGCAGACAAUGUUCGGAGUAUGGGACUAUAUCAUUAUGAUUGCAACAAUGAUAGCAUCAAUUUUUAUUGGACUUUAUUUUCGAUUCAGCGGAGGCAAACAAAAAACCAAUGAUGAAUAUCUCUUAGCAGAUCGCAACAUGUCAAUAUUCCCAGUGGCUGUUUCAUUAAUGGCGUCCUUUAUGUCUGCAAUUACACUCCUAGGCCUGUCGGCUGAAAACUAUUAUUUCGGAAUGCAAUUCGCCGUAAUAAACUUUGCCUACGGAAUCGCCACUCCUAUAGCCUCCAGCCUCUAUCUGCCAGUAUUUUUUGGACUACAGAAAACUAGUACUUACGAAUACUUAGAGUUACGUUUUGGACCUCAAAUAAGAAUGUUAGCGUCGUUAACGUAUACACUACAAAUGGUUUUAUACAAUGGCAUAGUUUUAUAUGCGCCGGCCAUCGUCUUGGAAUCUGUAACUGGAUUGGACAGACUGAUUUCUAUUCUAGUUGUUGGUUUAGCCUGUACGUUCUACUCAUCACUUGGAGGGAUGAAGGCAGUUCUCUUCACUGACCUGUUGCAAUCAUUUCUGAUGUUCGGAGCAGUGUUCAGUGUUGUUAUAUUUGCGUCAAUACAACUUGGAGGAUUUGAUCAAAUUUUUAUCAAAGCUCAAGACGGAGGGCGGUUAGAUUUUUCCAAUUUCAGCAUAGAUCCGACGGAGAGGCACACGUGGUGGUCACUUAUAAUCGGUGGCUGCAUCACUUAUCUAUCUCUAUAUGCCGUGAACCAUACACAGGUGCAGCGUCUUCUCACAGUGAGCACCUUGGAGCGUUCGCAGCAGUGUCUGUGGUGGAGCUGGCCUGUGCUAUCAGUCCUGAGCAUUGUCACCUGCAUAAGUGGCUUGAGCAUGUAUGCAGUAUAUAAAGAAUGUGAUCCGAUGGCCAACAAAAGUAUAACCUCGCCAGAUCAACUGAUGCCAUAUUACGUGGUGGACGCAAUGAAGUCAGCGCCAGGCCUUGCUGGGCUGUUCGUGGCGGGGAUAUUCAGCGCCUCUCUGUCCACCAUCUCUGCCUCUUGCAAUGCGUUGGCUGCUGUUACCUUGUCGGAUUAUGUAAGCAGGUGGUGUAGAAUAAAUCCGUCAUACAUACCAUGGCUUACCAAGUUAGCUGCGUGUGGUUUCGGCUUGGUAUUCCUCGCUUUGGCUUUCAUCGCCGAGCAUUUGGGAGGAGUGUUGCAAGCUUCUCUGACUAUAUUCGGAGCAGUUGGUGGACCUCUUUUUGGACUAUUCACACUGGGAAUGUUCACUACUUACGCGAAUGAACGGGGUGCAUCAGUGGCCCUUUUGAGCGGUAUGGCGAUAACGCUUUGGAUAAGUUUCGGAGGGCCUCGGCCCUUACCAGUCAGACUGCCUGUCAGUGUUCAAGGAUGUCCUUUAAAUGUGACCUUACCAGUGAUACCUCCUACACAGCCAAGCGAUUACUUCUACAUGUAUAGAAUCUCCUAUAUGUGGACAAGUCCAAUCGGUUUUGUCUGGGUUAUUGUCGUCGGGACCGUAGUGUCCCUACUGUGGAAGCAGGAGCAGCCUUGGCAGAAGGCAGGCCUGUCGCAUCCUGACCCCGCGCUGUUUACACCUCCUCUAGCUAAUAGGUUGAGAGCAAAAUAUCAAAAGAAAUUGAGCGUUCAAUGCGAGCUGCUCAAUCAAAACAGCCAAGAACAUUAGUGAUCAGAAAUCGUUAGUCGAGAAUGAGGCUCAAGAUAUUUAUUUAUAAGUAAAAAUGACAAUGUUCAUAUUGAACUGGUUAGGUACCCCUACCUACUUAUUUUUUAAGAAUUAGUUAAAUUGUUAUGAACGGUUCUGGUGUUUUUAGGGUUCCGUACCUCAAAAGAAAGAAAGAAACCCUUUUAUAGAAUCACUUCGUUGUCUUACUAUCUGUCUGUCAAGACCUGUCAAGGGAAUCAAAUUCAAUUUAGGGUAUUUCCUGUUUACCUAGAUUCAUAAAAUUUGGCUGACCUAGGUAGUAAUGUCUUAGAGCCCCAAAAGGGUAAUUAAUAUCCGAAAACAGAAUUUGUGGUUAACACUACAAAAAAAAUAAAAAGUGUU